CUCUAUCCUAUAGCAGAUGACGCAACCACCCGCAAGCAAAGAACGGAGAACAAGCAUGGAAACUCCACGCAAAGAAAGAGUCCACUCCACGACCAAUUCUCUCCCUCUCUCUCCAAUCUUUCUCUUUUUUGUUUUUCUUUCUUCUACAUAAAUUCUCAGAGAGAGAGAGAGAGAGAGGAGAGGAGGUGUGUCUGUUCAAACAACCAAACCCACCUCACACCUCACAGAAUACUCCUAUAUACAUACACAGCCAUAAAAGCGUAUUUAGUUGCCACAAAUGCCCUUCUGCAACCUCCCAAAAAAUCCCCAUCUUCAUCACUUCACUGUCUCAAAAGAAGCCAUGUUUCGCCCCCGACUUACGUGGGCUUUUUGGGCUUUGUCUUGGUCAGCCUUUCACAGAGGAAACAGGGAAACCAAACCAGAACCUUCUCUCUAUCUUCUUCCUUUUCUUUUCCUCUCUCUCUCUCUACCCUUUUCUUCCCAAACCCUUCUUUCAUAUCUAUCUGUCUAUCUAUAUCCCCUUUCUCUUUUCAAGUUUAUUUUUCUCUCUUGGCUAGUGGUUCUCUGAGUUUUGUUUGAUCCGAUGUCUAAGAAGAUGAAAGGGGUUCUUUUGGAUCCAUCCUCUAGUUCUGGAUUUGAUGAUGCCAAGGCCAGAUUCAAGCAUCGGGCCCUGCUUCAGGACUACCAAGAUCUAAAGAAGGAAGCUGAAGCCAUCCAAAACAAGUUAAAGACAACGAAACAGAGGAAACUAACCCUGUUGGCUGAAGUUAGGUUUCUGAGGCAGCGAUACAAAUACAUGAUGAGAAUCAACACCGUGAAACCCCCGCAGGGACGAGAACCGACUCAACCUCGAAAGGUUGAAGCUCAGCGCAAAAAAAUGAAGAAACCGAAAACUCACAGUCGAAAGGAAGCCAACCUGGGUAACCUAGCCACAUUUUUUGAUUUAAACCAGAGCGAUAGAGUUUCUAAUGCCAAGGAGUCCAGUCCUAUUCUUGAUCUGAACCACAAGGAGAGGAUAAAUAGUGGAAAAGAUGCUACUUUUAGGAGCAAAACUCCAGUUUUCGAUUUAAACCAGCAGGAAAGAUCAUAUGCCAGAAUGGAGGCGGCCUUUCAGAAACCAACCUUAAUUCUUGACUGGAAACAGAAGGAGAGGGUGUAUGGUGGAAAAGAAACUGCUCCCGGAAUCCCAGACCCGGCGAUAGAAAGGACUUCAACCGGGAGGGAGGAGGCGGUGACAAACCGAGCUCCUAUUUUCGACUUGAACCAGAUCUCGGAAGAGGAGGCCGAGUUACGGGAUAGUUAUGAACCGAGCAGGUUCGAGGAGCUGAAGAAACUUGGGACCGACGAGCAGCACAACGAUUUGAAACUGUCAGUAUGUAGGAGCGUCGGGAGCGGGCCAAGUAGGGCCGGAAAGCGGAAGAUAACAUGGCAAGACCAGGUUGCCUUGAAGGUUUAGAGGUAAUUGUUCUUGAUAAUAGGGGUGGGAGGGUAUUCAGGAUGCAGUGAUCCUGCGUUUAGUGAAAGUUUAUAUUCUUUCUCAUGCGUGAUAUAUUCUUUUUCAUCUCUUGCAAAAAAGGGUAACUUAAUAUAUACGGGGUUCUAUGAGUGUGAUCUGUUGAAUAUAGAAAUGUUGCCUUGGGAUCCAUUUUCUUGUAUUCUGUGCAACUAAGUAGACAGACGAUGGAUGCAAGGAAGUUUGGAAUGUAGCAAAUCAUGCAUGAUAUUGGAAUUGUUUUGUUUUGUUCCUAUUA
Messenger RNA from Diospyros lotus (date-plum), 1751 nucleotides. RefSeq lists its product as uncharacterized. The coding region runs from base 584 to 1456 and encodes 290 amino acids. NCBI's taxonomy places the organism in Eukaryota, Viridiplantae, Streptophyta, Magnoliopsida, Ericales, Ebenaceae. The transcript is spliced from 4 exons. The record is from RefSeq and is a predicted model, not a curated record.